Kogia breviceps (pygmy sperm whale) is the source of this 2278-nucleotide messenger RNA. It is a transcript of the gene GAS2, whose product is annotated as growth arrest specific 2. Gene Ontology annotation, molecular function: microtubule binding; actin filament binding; cytoskeletal adaptor activity. NCBI's taxonomy places the organism in Eukaryota, Metazoa, Chordata, Mammalia, Artiodactyla, Physeteridae. Gene Ontology annotation, cellular component: actin filament. The record is from RefSeq and is a predicted model, not a curated record. Gene Ontology annotation, biological process: actin crosslink formation.
AGUAAGCAUUUUACUUCCGCUCGGUCUAUGUGGACUGAUGAAAUGUAGGAAAUCUGUUUCUGGCAGGGGGAAAAAUCGUUUUCCCAAACAGCACCGAGAGGAGCCAUCAGAGAAGUAUGAAGAGGGGCAGCGCGGCUGGAGCUGCUGCCGCUGCCGCCGGGCUGGUGGGGUGCAGAGAGCGGCUGCCGCAGGACCCGUGCCGGCAGAGGGCCGGCCCCGAGACGCUGCAGGAGCAGAGCCGGGAGCCCCGGUGCCCCUGAGAGCCGCCAGCAGCCCAGCUCCGGACGCGGGGGUAUUACAAGUGGAUAAAUAAUGUGCACUGCUCUGAGCCCAAAGGUACGCAGUGGACCUGGCCUCUCUGAUAUGCAUCAGUAUAGCCAGUGGCUGGCCAGCAGACAUGAAGCUAAUUUGCUACCGAUGAAAGAAGAUCUGGCCUUGUGGUUAACCAAUCUGUUAGGGAAGGAGAUUACGGCAGAAACUUUUAUGGAGAAAUUGGAUAACGGUGCCUUGCUCUGUCAACUUGCAGGAACUGUGCAGGAGAAAUUCAAAGAGAACAUGGAUGCUAACAAGCCCGCCAAGAAUCUGCCCUUAAAGAAGAUUCCAUGCAAGGCCAGUGCACCCUCAGGAUCCUUUUUUGCCAGAGACAAUACAGCAAACUUCUUAUCCUGGUGCCGAGAUUUAGGGGUAGAUGAAACAUGUCUGUUUGAAUCGGAAGGUUUGGUCCUCCACAAGCAACCCAGAGAAGUGUGUCUCUGUUUGCUAGAGCUUGGCCGGAUUGCAGCCAGGUAUGGUGUGGAGCCUCCUGGUUUGAUAAAAUUGGAAAAAGAAAUUGAACAAGAAGAAACACUCUCUGCCCCUUCUCCUUCACCUUCUCCUUCAUCAAAGUCUUCUGGAAAAAAGAGUACGGGAAACUUACUGGAUGAUGCAGUGAAACGGAUUUCUGAAGAUCCUCCUUGCAAAUGCCCGAGCAAGUUCUGUGUGGAGAGGCUCUCGCAAGGAAGAUACCGAGUGGGAGAAAAGAUCCUCUUCAUCAGGAUGCUGCACAACAAGCAUGUCAUGGUCCGUGUGGGAGGAGGUUGGGAAACUUUUGCAGGGUAUUUGUUGAAACACGACCCCUGCCGGAUGCUGCAGAUCUCCCGUGUGGAUGGCAAGACAUCCCCCAUCCAGAGCAAAUCUCCAACCCUCAAGGACAUGAAUCCAGAUAAUUACCUGGUGGUCUCUGCCAAUUAUAAGGGAAAGAAGGAAAUUAAAUGAAACUAGGUGGUCACUACAAGGGGACUCUCAUAAUGGCCUGUAUCCACAUCUCCAGUAGUCAGUUUAGUUCACAUGCUCUGAAAAUUACUUUGGAAAAAGACAUAACAGAAAGACGUCAUCAUGUUGAAACAUGCUCAAAGAGUAGCACUAUUUAUUUUGAAUGCUUCUGUAGAAAAUGACCUAUUAAAAGAAAUCAUCAACUCAGAUUUAAAUUAGACAAAUUGUAGGCAAAUCAUUGUUUCUCAAUAUGUGAACAUGGUAUUUAGAACACAAUAUUAGCAAUACAAUUCUAGCUAAAGAUAAAAAUUAUUAGAAGAAAAUAGGAUUUACAGUUAAGUCAACAGAAAGUGCCUGCCUAAUGUGUACAGAAUAACAGCACCCCAGACAUUUUUUAUAAUUGCAGGAUUUUUAAGCUGAUUUUUAAAAAGUGACAAUUAGUGUGAUGAUGUGCUACUAAAAAUAUCCAACAGCACACUAUAAAGUAAAGUACAGUGUAUCCACGACAGUAAUACGUUACUGGAAAGGCCACUUCAGAAAAGUUUACAUUCACUUGGAAGAAUGCCUUAAAGUUUACCCCUUAUCUCUGAACAAACACCUGGGGCACUUUUGGAAGUUUUCACUACACCCCUUAGAGAAUGGCUUAUGAGUUGUUUACACAUUCCUAGACACAUGGCUGUGUUGGGCCUGAGUGUAAUUCACACACAUAAGCUGACAUACAUUUAUAUUUUGAAAGAGUAAAUUGUACAGUCAAAUGUCCAUUGACUUCAUGUAAUUUCAAAGCAUUUUCUUAUUAUAUCUUUAGUUAACCCAACUUUGCUGUGCUGUCUAGUAAAGUAAUUUCACUGUAGCUAAUAAUGUUACAGACUUAUGUAUACCCUUGUAUACCUAGGACAGGGCUGUUUUGUACCCAUAAACAGCAAAAUGUUGUCCUCACUGAUUGAAGAAUUAAAAAGAUGUUAAAAAAAUUUUACGUGUCUCUAUAUCAAUGCUUCAUUCUGAAAUAAAGAUCAUAUUCAAAUGGCAA